CUCCCCCUCUGUGCUCUCUCCGACAGGAGUGGUUCACAGUCUACGAGCACAACAGGCGCACCAACUGUACCGUGUCUGACCUCAUCAUGGGCAACGAGUACUUCUUCCGCGUCUUCAGUGAGAAUCUGUGUGGUCUGAGUGAGGAGGCCGGCGUCACCAAGAACACCGCUGUCAUCCAGAAGACGGGUCUGCAGUACAAACCCCCAGAGUAUAAGGAAAAGGACAUGAGCUGCUCCCCCAAAUUCACUCAGCCGCUGGCGGAUCGCUCGGUCAUCGCGGGGUACAGCGCUGCCAUCAGCUGCUCGGUCAGGGGCUUCCCCAAGCCCAAGAUCAUCUGGAUGAAGAACAACAUGGAGAUCAGGGAGGACCCCAAGUACCUGAUGCAGAACAGCCAGGGGGUGCUGACCCUCAAAAUCCGCAAGCCCAGCCCCUACGAUGGGGGCAGGUACUCGUGCCGGGCCAUCAACGAGCUGGGGGAGGACGAGGUGGAGUGCAAGCUGGAGGUCAGAGUCCAACCCUCUGAGAAGAUUUAAACAGUUUUCGGACUCUUCCGCGACCCCCUGCUCCCUGCGUCUGUGAGCCCCCGAGGAGAGAAGAAACUAUGAGGAGGAGAGGAAAGAGCAGAGGAGUGAGAGAGUGUCUCCGUCAACCAACACCCCGCCCCCCCUCCAUCCCCUAUCUCCUGUCCCCUCAAAGUACCCCCCCAGUCCUUAAUAAAGAAAGUCUUCAGCCUGUC
This is a messenger RNA of Lepisosteus oculatus (spotted gar), 736 nucleotides long. NCBI's taxonomy places the organism in Eukaryota, Metazoa, Chordata, Actinopteri, Semionotiformes, Lepisosteidae. The record is from RefSeq and is a predicted model, not a curated record.